AUGAAGUCCCGUACCCUUGCGCUGUCAAUAGGAUUCCUUGCGUCACAAUGUGACGCAUUGACAAGUAAUAGAAUAUCAGCUGUAGAUCGGCGGUCAGAGUUGGGUGCAGCAACAUUACUGCCCCUAGCCGAGGUUACCUUUCAACCCGAGGAAGCCAAGGAAAACGACCCAAAUGUUGGCGUUCUUUUGCUAAAUCUAGGUGGACCAGAGAAAACCGAUGAUGUCGAAGGUUUCCUGUUCAAUUUGUUUGCAGAUCCCGACAUUAUUCGGCUGCCAGGGCCAUUGACCUUCUUUCAAAAUUCCAUCGCCCUGUUUAUUUCCAAGCGAAGAGCACCAAAGAGUAUCGCGGCAUAUGAGAGUAUUGGAGGUGGUUCGCCGAUUCUAAAAUACAGUAAUGAGCAAGCAGAUUUGGUGAAGCAAUCACUCAAGGAACGGUACAAUCUGUCCGUGAAGACUUAUAUUGGUAUGCGAUACUGGCACCCAUUCACCGAGGAAGCAUUGGCUGAAAUACAGAAAGACAAGAUUAAUGCGUUGGUAAUCAUCCCGCUGUACCCACAAUUUUCCAUCUCCACAUCAGGGAGUUCCCUGCGAGUUUUGCAAGAGGAGUUUUCGGCACACGCUGCAAAGUAUGGUGACAUGAUCCAUACUGUGGUUCCAAGCUGGUACGAUCGGCCAGGCUAUGUUAAGGCAGUCAGUGAUCUGAUCCAAACGGAAUUAGAUGGCUUCACCGAAGAGCAGAUUGCGGAUGCCAAAAAGAGAACUCCCGACUUGCCAGGAAAGCAUAUCCUCUUCUCGGCUCACGGAGUUCCAAAGUCAUACAUUGAUGCGGGAGAUCCUUACAAACGUCAAAUUGAGGAGUGCGUCAAAAAGAUUGGGGACCAGCUGUACAAGACCAACUCGGAGGAGGAUCUUCAGAUUCAUUUGAGUUACCAAUCCCGAGUAGGACCCAUCGAAUGGCUCCGGCCAUACACGGAUGAUGUUCUUCCAGAACUUGGUCAAAAGGGAGUUUCCAACUUGGUGGUUGUUCCAAUUAGUUUUGUCAGUGAGCACAUCGAGACAUUGGAAGAAAUUGAUUUGGAGUACCGAGAGCUUGCGGAAGAAUCUGGUGUCAUCAACUGGCGACGCUGCCCCGCACUGAACACGGACGAAGCCUUUAUUGCCGACAUGGCAGAUAUGAUCUAUGAUGCUCUGAAUGAACCUUUGCAAACCGUGACCGAAGCAUGUGUCGCUAACAAUGUCGAGGGAGUGGACCUUGUUCCUCUCGAUACCAUUGAUGUAUCUACCACUGGUGUUGCCGGAGUCGGCAAGGGGAUUGACGAAGCUUGGUUCAAUAAGGAACGAGCCAAUGCUAGAGUCGCAAUGGCAGGUGUGGCUUUGACAAUUGUUCUAGAGCUCGUCAGCGGCCAACCACUGACACACUACUUGGGUCUGUGA
Messenger RNA from Cylindrotheca closterium, 1434 nucleotides. The record is from the annotation of a GenBank genome assembly. NCBI's taxonomy places the organism in Eukaryota, Bacillariophyta, Bacillariophyceae, Bacillariales, Bacillariaceae.